This is a messenger RNA of Radiomyces spectabilis, 764 nucleotides long. RefSeq lists its product as uncharacterized. The coding region runs from base 306 to 713 and encodes 135 amino acids. The transcript has a single exon. The record is from RefSeq and is a predicted model, not a curated record. Lineage: Eukaryota; Fungi; Mucoromycota; Mucoromycetes; Mucorales; Radiomycetaceae.
CUUUAGAAGUAUCCAUUUAUUUUUCUUCUAUUCUAGGAUAAAUGGCCCCUCAAGCUGAUAAAGGCUGACCACUUUGAUAUCCGCGUUGCAUACGACCGGAGAAUCUCUUGUUAUAAUGUAACGCACAUUUUGAGAAGUGGCAACUUUUGCGGACUCAUCCGUAUUUAAACUGAUAUUUUUAGAAUGAAGUUGAUACAUGGCGGUAAACAAAUGUAGUGGCAAGUGUUCAAAUAUUACAUUUCCAUUCAUAACUGCAUGCACUGCAAAUGAACAAUAUAACUCUUCAAUCAAAUAGUAAAAGGUGAAUGAACAGGAGUUCUCGAUCAUGGAUUAUGCCACCUUUCACUUCUGAUAUCAGCCGGUCCCUAUUUUUCCUGUACUUCGAAUUAUCCAAAAGAAUAUUAUCACGAUUCUUGAUUGCUUCCUGUCAUUCCGUGGAACACUGUUCUCUCUCUCUCUUUUUUUGUUUACUGUGCAUUGCAGCUGGUGUUUUGAGGGCCUCCUUAUUCAGAUGCAAGAGACCACAAAAGCUUCUUGUUGUACCGAGUCUAGGUUUACGGUCCUUUCACAUUUGGUUUGUAAGACAUGAAAAGUUUUUGUUUGCUACUUCGAGUUCUGCUCUAUUACCGCCCCCCUUAAAAAAAAAAACCAAAGAUUCUCGAUGCUUCUUGUAUUACUGCCCCCUUGUUUUUCUAUACAUCGCAGCUGUUUGACACCCGAUUUUUUUAUUGUGACUCCAAAAGUUGAAUAAACUGUACAACUGC